Messenger RNA from Acanthocheilonema viteae, 2151 nucleotides. NCBI's taxonomy places the organism in Eukaryota, Metazoa, Nematoda, Chromadorea, Rhabditida, Onchocercidae. The record is from the annotation of a GenBank genome assembly.
AUGGAUGCAUAUUUGGAUGAUCUCAUUACAUGGAUAAAUUCACUGGAUGAUGCGGAAGAAGUAAAGUUGGGGGAUUUUUUUUCGGGUCGAACCAUCGCAGAAGCAUUAUAUAAGAUCGAUCCAUUAUUUUUCAAUGAUAAUUGGCUAAGCAAAAUACCACAUUACGAUCAAGUGGCUAACUGGAGGUUAAAAGCAAAUAAUUUACGUAAAAUUUAUCGUCGACUUUCGGAAUAUUACACAGAUCAAUUGGGAGCGGAGUUAACACCAGAAUGGGUUAUUGACACAACGCGAAUAGCAGAACAUGAUGACUCAGAACUGUUAUGCCGAUUGUUGCAGCUUGUCCUUGGGGCUGCACUCCUUUGUGCAAAUAAUGAAAAGUUUAUACGUCUUUUAAUGAGUCAAAGUGAAUCUGUGCAAAGGACAGCGGUGAAUAUCAUGAGUGAAAUUAAAGAAUUAGUGCCGGAACCAGCAGAAGAAAAGGCGAAAACAGCUGAGACGUCGAGCCUCGAACCGAUAGAAUCGAAGGAACAGGUGGUAAAUCUGAAGAUUAAGGUGGAAAGCUUGGAGCAGGAAUGCACGCAACUUAACGAAAAGUUGAAAGAAGCGUGUACCGAGAGGGAGGCACUUUCUAGUGAUAAUGAGAGUUUGCGACUACGCGUUGAUGAAUUAAGUGAAGGAUCUGUUGAAAUAGAGUCGUUACGAAAACAAAUUCGUUCAUUGCGUUCUAUCCGUGAAAGCACUCAAGAUGCACUUUACAAAGCUGAAGCUGAACGAGACCAUCUGAAAAAAAUAAAUCUGCAGUUACUUGAUGAAAAUGCGGAAUUUCGAAUGAAGAUCCAAGAUAUGGCACCACUGGAAGCGGAAUGCAAGCGGCUAAGGGAUGAACUCGAAGAACAUCGACUUCUUGUGCAAAAGUAUGAGAAGCUUGAUACGCAGAUCAAUAGCUACAAAAGCAAACUAAAGGAAUGGAAGGCACAAAAGACUGAAGUGAAAGUACUAGAAGAUAAAGUAACGACGUACAUGAAAAGUGUCAUUGCGCUUGAGGAUGAACAGCGUAAAAAUGGUGUACUAAAGACUCAGAUUGAAUCAUUACGAUUAGAGAAUUCGGAGUUGGAAACAAAACUGAAUUGCGAAGUUAGAAGAGCUGAUAAGGCUGAAUUCGAGUUCAAACAAUUAAGUGAACGGAUUAGUGAAAUUGAAAAGGAAAAUAAACAUCUUCGGCAAGAACGACAUGAACUCAAUGAACAACUACUUUUGCAGGAAAAUUGCAACAAUGCUCCGUCACUGCACGAUGAAACAGUUGACGCAAAUUCCACCGCUCUUUUGAGAGAACGAAUCGUCCGGUUGGAAACGGAAAAAGAACGUUUGCUAGCUGGAAAUAUGACAGAUGAAGAAAAGCUGGGUUUGAAGAAAGAACUUAGUUUAUUGAAUGUUCAAAAGAGAAAUUUAGAAACGGAGCUCAAAUUGGCGCAAAAUAAAGCGAAUGAGUUGGGGAAACGAAUGAAAGGACUGAACGACAUAAUUGAAUCCGGUAACUUUAUGAACAAUAGUCGGUUAACAGAAGAGCAGACAGCAAAUGAACGGAUGGCUAUUCAAAUAGCACAGCUUGAAGCGAGACUUGAGCAAACAGUGCAUGAUCUGGAGCAGCAGAUUGCUGAUAAGAAAACAUUAAGUGAAGAAUUAACAUUGUCAAAACAACAAGUGAAGAGCGAGAAGGACAGGUUGACGCAUUAUAUGGAAAAAGCACGCCGUAUGAUAGAAGACUUGGAAGAGCAGAAUCGGGCUGUUGAAAGUGGUGCACUAAGCAGACAUGAAUUUGAUUCAAUUCGUCGUGAAAGGGACGCCUACAAACAAACUAUUGAAGCACUGAAAGAAAGUCAUGAACGUAGCCGUACAAUGCAGGAAGAGGAACAACGGUUGUUUACAACUCAUGCUUAUUAUAUGAUGAUGCAACUGCAGCAACAAAAUUCUUCAGUUAAGGAACAUUCCGACGAGAAAAGCUUUCUAACACGACAACGGAAAUGUAAUAACUUCAAUAUUAUGAGUUUGCUGGCUGCAGUUUUAUGCUUGAUGCUUGCUUUAGCCUUCUUUUCGAAGAAUUCUCCAUCACUUUAUAGUGAAGUUUCGUUCACCGGUGUACCGCCUACUUGA